AUGGAUGAAAACCUGCUGGAGACUGGAGACCUCAGUCUGACUCUGAUAUGGCCCAAAGAGAGCGACGAGAACAUCUACACCUGCAGAGUUUAUAACAAGAAUGGAGAAGUCCUGAUGAUGAAAGACGUCUGGCUAAGGGUCAAAGUCCAACAGGUGGAGGUGGAAUCAGGGGUGGAGUCUGUCCUGCUGCCCUGGAGAAUCACAGAGGAUCUGGAUGGAGUCGUUAAGGUGGAGUGGAAGGAUAAAUACAAAAGGAUAGUCCAUGUGUAUCAGAACGGUUCUGAUCAACCUGGAGAACAGAACCAGAUCUACAGAAACAGAACCAAGAUGGAUGAAAACCUGCUGGAGAAUAAAAACCUCAGUCUGACUCUGAGAUGGCCCAAAGAGAGAGAGACAGGGAUCUACACCUGCAGAGUCUUCAACAGAGAGGGAACAAUCCUGAUGAUGAAAGAUUUUCUGCUCCAGGUCAAAGUCCAACAGGUGGUGGAGGUGGAACCAGGGGUGGAGUCUGUCCUGCUGCCCUGGAGAAUCAGAGAGGAUCUGGAUGAAGACGUUAGAGUGGAGUGGAGGGACGGAUCACAUGAUCUGGUCCAUGUGUAUCCGAACGGUUCUGAUCAUCCUGGAGAAAAGAACCAGUUCUACAGAACCAGAACCAAGAUGGAUGAAAACCUGCUGGAGAAUAAAAACCUCAGUCUGACUCUCAGAUGGCCCAGUGAGAGAGACACUGGGAAGUACACCUGCACCGUCUACAUAGAGGGAACCAUCUUGAUGAUGAAAGAUGUUCAGCUCCAGGUCAAAGGGACAGUCCAGAACCAACCAGAGGACACCAGGACCAGAAGCAACCCUACCGAUCCUCUAAUGGAUUAUCAAUCAGUCUGAUCAGGUUGAUCAAUCUCUGGUUAUUGAUCCAGUCAGACUUUGGAUCAGAGCCGAUCUCAGUGAAGGUUCUGAUGGACCAACAGAGGAAACUUCCUGGUCCUCUGGUCCAGUCUGCAGCCUCUUAUUGAUCACUAUUGAUUAUUGAUGACAGAAUGAGAAUCUGAAGGAACUGAAGGAAACAGUUAAAGACUGGAACUGGAACUGGAACUGGAACUGGAUCCAUCAGAGAGAAGAACAGUUCAGUUUGACCCAGAACCUCCUGAUCAUCAUCAUCAUCAUCAUCACCAUCAUAAUAUAUAUAAUCUGACUCUGAGAAUCAUCCUAAACCGUCCAUCUGGUUUCUAUAUGAAUCCUGCCUUAUUAAUGUUUUCAUUAUAAAUAAUAGAAGCUUCUUUAUUUCACUUUUUAUUUUAAACAGAAUUUGAUUGUAAAAGUAAAAACCUACUAACACCUUAAACUGUUAUUUUACAUAAAAUGCAGAAUUUGAACAUAUUUACAGAUUUCUGCUCAUUAAAUGUUUUAAUUUCUGACUGAAAUAUUUUAUAUCAUUUUAUUCAUUUGUUACAUUUUACUUUCAUGUUAAAGUGAAUUUAAAGACAAAAGUUUAAUUUUAAUUCUCCACAUUGAUCUAAAACCUCUGAUCUAAUUUAUUACCAAAAGAUCAUGAAAUAAUUUGAUCACUAAUAAUUAAUCAAUAUAUUUAGUCAGACAUGAAGAUCUAGAAUGAGUUUUUCUAUACAUGUUACUAUUAACAGUGUUCAUAUUCUAUGCUUGUAUAUCUACUAGAAUAAUCUGCUUGUGUUUUUUAUUUCUUGUGAAUCUUUACAUGAAUAUUAAAUAUUUAGAUGAAUAUUAAAUAUUUAGAUGAAUAUUAAAUAUUUAGAUGAAUAUUAAAUAUUUAGAUGAAUAUUAAAUAUUUAGAUGAAUAUUAAAUAUUUAGAUGAAUAUUUUACAUUUUGCUCGGCGCUUUAAAGUUAAUCUGGAUUUUUCUGAGUUUUUUUCUGCUGGUUUUAUUUUCAUUCAGGAUGAAAAAAUAUUUUUUAUUUUAAAUUUGACUCAGUUUAUUGGAUGUUUCCUGAAUCUGCAGAAUCAAAUUAAUAAUCAUUUGACUUAUUGAUUUAUUGAUUUCUCUCAGCUGAUCACUAAUAACAGAUGAACUGAUUGGUACUGAAGGUUAAUCAAUAUUUAUUUAAUCAUAAAUAUUUAAUUUGCUGGACUCCAUGGAUAAACAGUGUUUCUAUUAAUUUGGCUGGAAAAUAACUUUUAAUUUUCAGACCAAAUCAGUUUCCAGAUUUUAUAGAUUUUUUUUAGUUUAAAAUAAAAAUAUAAAAUAUUUGUAAAACUUUGUUUCUUUACUGAUUUAUUUCUUCCCUUCAGGGAGUCGACCUGAAUUCAAACUAAAUCCAAACUAAAACAUCCUGCUUGGUUCUGAGAGCCGAUUUCACUCUGAACUACAGAAAAACAAAAAGU
This is a messenger RNA of Gambusia affinis (western mosquitofish), 2349 nucleotides long. RefSeq lists its product as uncharacterized. Lineage: Eukaryota; Metazoa; Chordata; Actinopteri; Cyprinodontiformes; Poeciliidae. The transcript has 5 exons. Bases 1 to 879 code for a protein of 292 amino acids. The record is from RefSeq and is a predicted model, not a curated record. Gene Ontology annotation, biological process: immune response; negative regulation of T cell proliferation; T cell costimulation. Gene Ontology annotation, cellular component: external side of plasma membrane.